UUCCGGACUUAUUCCGCCAAAUUUAAACAAGAGACUUCUCCGCAGCGGCAGCUGUUCACCCUGUUCUCCUUUAUUCAGCUGCUUUUAGGCGCAGUUAUCAGAUCUUUGAAGAUGCCUGCUAUACCGAAGAGACCUUGCCCCGACCCAAUGAAUGACUCCAUGGAGAAGAGAAUGACGCGCAUUUCAGUCGAAGGAAACAUUGCGGCUGGAAAGUCAACUUUUGUGCGCCUUUUGGAGCAGGAGAGCACCGACUGGGAGGUAGUACCAGAACCGAUCGCUAGAUGGUGCAAUGUCCAAACAACAAGCAGCGACUUUGAGGAGCUGACCACGUCUCAGAGGAGCGGCGGCAACGUGUUGAAGAUGAUGUACGAGAAGCCCGAGAGGUGGGCUUAUACCUUCCAGAGCUACGCCUGCAUCAGCCGAGUGCGCGCCCAGAUCAAAUCUGCAAACGGGAAGCUCCGAGAGGCUGAGAAUCCUGUGUUGUUCUACGAGAGAUCCAUCUACAGCGACAGGUACAUCUUUGCAGGCAACCUAUACGAGAGUGAAUGCAUGAAUGAGACUGAAUGGUCCAUCUACCAGGACUUGCAUGGCUGGCUUCACAACCAGUUUGGCAAGCACAUUGAGCUAGAUGGUAUCAUUUACCUCAGAGCUUCACCAGAGAAAUGCUUGGAGCGAUUACACAUGAGGGGAAGAGAGGAGGAACAGGAAAUCCCUCUGGAAUACCUGGAGAAGCUCCACUACAAGCAUGAGAGCUGGCUGCAGAAUAAGACCAUGAACAUGGAUUUUGAGUAUCUCAGCGACGUUCCCGUUCUGACCUUGGAUGUAAACGACGAUUUUAAGCAAAACGAUUCAAAGAGUGCCGACAUGAUUGAGAAGGUGAAGGAGUUCUUGAGCACAUUGUGACGGCCAAAGGGAACAACGUCCUGGAAUAUUGGGAACAAUGAAUUACCCCAACUACCAUCACUUUUCUCAUUCAUUUGAUGCUUUAAAUAACAGAAAAUGUGCACUUUUUUUAUUAUAAUUUUGCUGUAUUUUUUUUAUUUGUUCUUUUUACUCAUGUAUUUAUAAAUGGAAAUGAGUGCAUAGCUUUCCAACAUUUAGUAAAGGCUAAUACUUGAAAUACUAAAGUGUGUAUGUGUGCUCAUCUGCACAGGUUGGUUUAAUAUUCGGCGUCUGUGUUGAUUUUACAAAUAAAAUUAUAAGUUUUAUUUUAAAAUUUUAGAGAAUACUCAAAGUCAGAGCUAUCUUUAAAAACAAGUGUUUUUGAUCAAGAGACGAUCAUGUAGCUCCGAUCAAAAAUAACUGAAAUGGACUCCAACUUCAGCGAAAUCACGCUACCUGUUUUUAUUUUCUUUGCACCCUCAGGCUCUGCCAGCCCCGGACAGAAAACCAUAGUAAAUAUAAAAACAAGAAUUUGAUUGCAUUAAUAUAAAUGUGAUUACAUUUGAAUUUACUGAGAUGCACCUGUAUUUCUUCCAGAAGGUGUCGCCAGUCCCCAUUACAACCUGUAGACUAUUUUGGACAUCUCUCUGCCUUUACUUGGUUCUACCAGUAGGGACUCAACAAAACCACCUGAAUUAAUAGCUUUGGUUUUCUUUAAUUGUGUGUUUUUUUUUUUAUUUUUAAUUCAUACUUAAGGUGAAACUAAAAGCUUUUGCCAUUUUUAUUUGAUGAAAUUCUAUUGAAUUUAAAACGUCUUUUAAAUAAACAGCU
This is a messenger RNA of Xiphophorus maculatus (southern platyfish), 1713 nucleotides long. It is a transcript of the gene dck, whose product is annotated as deoxycytidine kinase. Lineage: Eukaryota; Metazoa; Chordata; Actinopteri; Cyprinodontiformes; Poeciliidae. The record is from RefSeq and is a predicted model, not a curated record. Bases 112 to 903 code for a protein of 263 amino acids. Gene Ontology annotation, cellular component: cytoplasm; mitochondrion. Gene Ontology annotation, biological process: nucleobase-containing compound metabolic process. Gene Ontology annotation, molecular function: ATP binding; deoxycytidine kinase activity. The transcript is spliced from 7 exons.